Molecule: messenger RNA, 2650 nt
Organism: Sycon ciliatum
Lineage: Eukaryota; Metazoa; Porifera; Calcarea; Leucosolenida; Sycettidae
Product: nitric oxide-associated protein 1-like
Exons: 4
Coding region: 197-2305 (702 amino acids)
Molecular function (GO): GTP binding
Source: RefSeq, a predicted model, not a curated record
AAUUUCGUUUGUUAGUUGUGUUGAUGAAAUAUGUGACAAUUAUUGUAAUGAAUUGACCUGUAUUGCAUAUUGCCGGCUUGCAGUUAUACUGUUAUUUCACGUUCUGGAAAGUACUAGUAGCAUACUAGCAAGAGUGCAUUAUUAUUAAAUUUUGAAUAGGGCAGUCCCACAGAGUAUAAGUAUUAUCGCUGCAGUAAUGUUGAGUGCAGCUCGCAGAUUGAAUCAAUCUCAGCGAUUUCUGUUACGGCCCUCGGUCAAUGGCACGUCAUUGUCCAUAGCAUGGCGGUCGACGCUGAGGAAGGGUCCGAAGCCCCCUCAAAGGAAAUUUGAGUUUACUGAAGUCGACCGACGUUUAGUUCGUGAUCGGAAAAAUACAAUCAAGGGUUUGGGCCAGGUAGCAUGCACCGGAUGUGGAGCCCCUCUGCAAAGUGAAGACUUCAGAAAGAUGGGGUAUAUGUCAGCCAUACGCAUUGAACAGUGUGCAAAGUUCGAGUCGACUCCUAAGACCCCGUUCCCACCAUAUGUAUGCCUGCGCUGCCACACACUGAGGCACUCUGCGGAUGGGGUGCAUGUGGAAAUGAAGGAAAAAGAAUAUCGGAUGGUGAUGUCUAAGCGCAUUACAGAGCAUAACUGUCUGAUUCUAUGGUUGGUGGACAUUACUGAUUUUCCAUCGUCCCUCUUCAAGGGAAUUGCAGAUAUCAUUGGGCCCAAUAACCCAAUCAUCCUUGUUGCGACAAAGGUUGACCUUCUCGGCGAUCUGAACAAGGGCUUAGUAUCUGAAACAGUGCGUGAGUGUAUGCUCGAAGGAUGGCGAGAAUCCGGUCUGGCUGACAAAUGCCAGCUGGUAGCGUUGCACAUGAUCUCUGCUUCGACUGGUUUUGGCGUUGGCAACCUCUUGAAGGACGUAAGCUCACAUUGGAAGAACCGAGGUGAUGUUUUUGUAGUUGGUUCAGCUAAUGCUGGGAAGUCGACAUUGUUCAAUCGUAUUAUGCCACUGAUGUGUGGCAUGUCAGCUAGUCACAGGGGCGGUGCUACGGUUGCCAAAUGGCCAGGCACGACACUGAGGAUGAUUCGAUUCCCGAUGAUUGCCUUCUCCGAACAGAUGCGCCUAAAGGAGCAAGCCAGAGCCGAGGUGUUGCGACGCUUGCAGCAAGGAGAGGAAGAACGAAAGCAGAAGCAGCCGGCACUGCAAGUCCUGCAGAAUUCACAGCCUCUUUUCAGUGAUGGAUUUAGUCACCUCGACAAGUGGAAGCAUGGCCUGGCGCCGGAUGUGUCAGGAGUCUGCAGCUACACUAGCCGAGAUGUUGAGGACAUCUUCAACCCCCAGCCUGGAAUGAAGGCUGUGUACGAGACACACGGUGAGCUGCUUCGGGUGAAAAAGAUCAAUACACGUGAGAGAGAGGACUUUGACAGCCUCGACGAGGACGUGGAGAAGAAAUACGGCGCGUUGUUGAACGAUCGAGUUGUGCUUAGUGGUUCUGACCCUACAGCUGUUGAGAAUGUCUCUGUGUCCACCAAGUUCUCUCAAUUGGAAAAGAUGUCAGCUGAAGGAGAGAUUGAGACGAGCCCUGUUGAUCCCGAUGAGAGGAUGGACUUAAUUGGCAUUGAUUACGAAGAUGACGCGUCUAAAAAGUACCUGUAUGACACACCAGGCUUAGUCCAUAAAGAUCAGACAAGCAACUAUCUGGAUCCUGAGGAGAUUCACCGUGUUGUCUCCAGUAAGCCACUCAAGCCCCUCAUCUUGUUUCUCAGACCAGGCCAGACUAUUUUCAUUGGUGGAUUGGGUCGCUUGGACUUUCUUCAGGGUGACUGCAUGGCGUACUUCACGGUGUUUGCCUCCAAUCUAAUGCCAGUGAACCUGUGCGAAAUGUGGGAGGCAGAUGGAACCUAUGAGCGGAUGAAAGGUUCCAAGGCAAUGGCGGUACCCCUCGGUGGUCCAGACCGGUUCCGAAAGUUUCCCAACAUGCAGGGCAAGGAGAUCGUCGUGAACGGCUUGGGCAUGGGCCGUGCAUCGCGUGACGUUGUCCUCUCCAGUGCCGGCUGGGUAUCUGUUACUGUGCCCCAGCCGAGACCCGUCUUGCUGCGGGCGCACACACCUGCUGGAAACGGUAUCAGUACUCGUAGCCCCCUGUCACCAUAUACAGUGCAGCUGCGCGGCGAGCGCAGUACAACCUGCCAGUACGCCUUCAAGGGCACGCCGGGCGUCACCAGACCGUACCGGGGACGCCUUUCGUUCGAGCAGAAGUGGAAACAGCACAACAUUGACGAAUAUGGAAAUAGAAGUAGAAAGUCACUUCCAUCGUAGCAAGUGACCACCAGUGGCCGGGUCGCUUGCAGCUUGUCCACCUAGAAGAAACAGUGGAUUUCCUGGAGGUACUUUUGAACUACAGCAAGUACUGCUGCGCUUUGGCAAGUGACUUGCUUACUCUCUGUUGCUGUGAAUACGGAAGGGUGUGUACUCUGUCACAGCGUGUUGACUUUUUUUUUCUUUUUUUCGGUCAGAUAAAGCUGGUUCUUUCUGAUCCAUACGAACAUAUUGCAUUGUUUCUGACAUUAAUUUUGUAAGGUCUAGAGUUGAGCCCUGCAGCCAUGUACACCAUUAUUCCACUUGCAUGUAAAGUAAUUGCAACCAACUCUACUACCAAACACA